Molecule: messenger RNA, 1416 nt
Organism: Mytilus californianus (California mussel)
Lineage: Eukaryota; Metazoa; Mollusca; Bivalvia; Mytilida; Mytilidae
Product: protein LLP homolog
Exons: 4
Coding region: 77-430 (117 amino acids)
Biological process (GO): dendrite extension
Cellular component (GO): nucleolus
Molecular function (GO): RNA binding
Source: RefSeq, a predicted model, not a curated record
AAGUUUACGUUCAACACGUGGGGAAGAAAUCUAAGUGACAGUUUUUAUAACGAAGAAAAGGUAUAUUUAAACAAAGAUGGCUAAAAGUAUCAGAAGCAAACACAAGAGGAAGAUGAGAGCUAUAAAAAGAGAAAGGUAUGGGAAAAAAGAAUUAGAAACCCUCAAGAAAACAGUUACUACUGAUGUUGCUUCUGCUAUUAAGGAAGAAGACAUGAAAGAAAUGUUCACAGUGAGAAAAGGUUCUGAUGUUGUCCAAGAAAUAAGAGAUGAAGAAAACAUGGACCUUGAUUCAGGAAAAAAAUAUAACACAAAGACAAAGUUAGAUGAACAUGGAAAUUACCCAGUGUGGAUGAACUCUAGACAAAUUAAAAAGCAGAAGAAAAAGAAUAAGACACAGAAAACCAAACGAGCAGGAAAAGGAAAGAAAUGAAAAUAAUUUUGAUUAAAUGCUGAGUGAAGUUUUUCAAAGUUAUGGACACUUUUGUCUAAUAAUCUGCUGACGUCAUUGGAAAUGAUUUGUCAUUCUGUACAGUAUUUUCAUUGUUCAGCAUAAUUUUCUUCCACAAAUUUACAUUCUGACAUUUAAUCAUUAAUGAUAUAAAGAAAGUAAAUUGUAUGGGAUAUAAUUGAGGUUAUUCAUUAAAUGCAUCUAUUUACAAGAUUGUCAAAAAAGUGUGAAGACUGUUUAAAAUGAGAUUGAAAAUAGAUUAAUAUGUUCAAAAACUUUGUCGUCAUUUCAUAUUUGAUAAGUUAGUUUAUCACCUAGGUUGAAAAAAAAUGAUUUUGAGGGUCUUUUAUAUAAUUUGUUUGUUAUUUGGAGAAAACAAGAUAAACCUGUUACGCUGUGCAUAAAAAAAAACACACAACGUAGCCAUUUCAAACCUACACUUACAAGUAAAUGGACAAAAGUCUACUAAUGUCAUGUAACUCAUGUUCACAAUGUAGUCAACUGUUGUAGGAUCAACCAAAAAAAUAUUUUCUACAUUUGGAUUUUGGUCAAAUUCUUAAAAUCUGGCAUUUACAUGAUUUAAAUUAUUUAUCAAAUGUGAAGAAAAUGUUUUAUAUCAAAUUCUUUACAGGUAUAAGAAUGAAACCUGAUCGUUUCAAAUAUUUUAUGAGGCUGUUUCCAUAGUUUUAUGAAUACCAGGUAAAGAAAUUAACAUAAUCUAAAAACUAAAAAAAGUUGACAAGGUUAUUGUUUAGCUUCCACCUUGUGCAGUUGAUGAUUUGUAAUGUUUUACUUAACAUUGUCUUGAUGUAAUACAUGUACAUAUAAAAAUUCAGUCACUGUGGAUUUUAUUUUAAUAGAACACAAGUUAUUAUAUUUAUGAUAUUUGAAUGAUGAAAAUUUAUUAUUACUGGGUGUAAUAAAUUUGUUGUUUUUUUAUGCAAUAAAAUGUUCUACCAAAAAUUUAA